UUUGAUGUCAGGUUAGGAGGAUAGGGAUAGGGUUCUCAGAAAUCGUAAUUGUGAUAGGAUAGGGCAGAAAGUUGGAACAAUAGGCCUGGCCUACUAUAACAAGAACAAAUCAUUUAUCCAUCUGUCAAUAUACUUCACUUCUUGGGACUUAUUUGCUUGGCAUUGGCAUUGACGAUUAGCUUGGCUAGUAAUGUUUGUGGCUUGGCUGGCUUACUUGAGCCGAAGAAUGCUUUACAUGCUUUUGCUUUAGGGCCGUAUGUAAAAAAAAAACACCAGCCCUAGUGUGAUAGUGAUUUGAAAAGUAACUGAAGUCAAAAGCAAAAGUGAGUUAGAAUUAGAAGAGCAAGAGAAGAGAGUUCAAGGGAGGCAGGCAAGGUCCAACUUACAAUAACUUAAAAUGGCUUUGGAAGCGGACCUCACCCCAUAUGAGCUGAGAGUGAAGAGAAACAUUGAAGAAAACCAACGUGUAUUGAAAAGCUUAGGCCUUUUAAACUAUAACAUUGACCGUAAAGAUAUCAAAAAGACCGCCAGAAGAAAUAACGUUGCUGCUAAAAGAAGAGAAAGUGUCAAGUCAAAUGAUGAUCCAGUUUUUUCACCAUCUCAUCCUGUUAGAAGGACCAGACGCUCCUCAUCAUUAUUUAAAACGUGUCUUGAAGAGUCUGAUGGAACACCAGACAAUUUGGAUGAGGAAUACAAUCCGCCCUCCAAGAUAAAGAGAACUGCUCCAGAGUGUGUUUUUGGACCAAUUCCAGGAGUGAGAGUAGGAGACUGGUGGCAGACUAGAAUGGACUGUUCGAGAGCUGGAGUCCAUCGUGCCACAGUGGCUGGUAUCUGCGGCAAGUCAGGGGAAGGCUGCACCUCCAUUGCCCUCUCUGGGGGAUACGAGGACGACAUUGACUGUGGAGAAUACUUCACUUACACCGGUUCUGGUGGCCGUGACUUAAAAGGGACGAAAGCAAAACCUAAAAAUCUUCGAACAGCACCGCAGUCCAAAGACCAAGUGCUGGAAGGAGUGAACGCACACCUUGCCCUCAACGUAGAGAAUCACCGACCAGUCAGAGUGAUCAGAGGAUACAAACUGCCGGGCCCCUACGCUCCUGAGGAGGGUUACAGAUAUGAUGGGCUGUACUCUGUGGAGAAAUGCUGGACAGCAACUGGUGUGGCAGGAUUCAAAGUAUAUAAAUAUGCGCUGAAAAGACUUGCAGAUCAAGAUCCGCCACCUUGGGAGACAAACGAAACUGUCAUCCCUGAUCAAAAUGGACAUAAUGAAACUACAGAUGAGUCGCCAGAGGAAAAUGUUAGUGAAGAUGAUAGUCACAAACCCAGUUCUACUACCGGACCAAACCCGUUCCCUGUAUCAAACGACUCUCCAACCUCAGAACAAAAUUCAAAUCCCCACACUGCCUCAGAAGUCAAAUCAUCAAGUAUUGUGAGUGAAUAUAAAGAUUAUGAACAGGAAUCAAGUCCUAAUACAAGUCCUCUUCAGCAAAAUUUAGAGAUUGAACCUGAAAAUUUAAAUCAAAUACAGAAGUUGAGAACAAGAAAAAGCUCAGUAAUUAACUCACCGGAUAAUGUUACUACCAAAGUAACAAACUCGACAAGAAAACGGAAAAGAGAAGCAAUCAAUGGAAAUAUUGAAAUCGAUACAGUUACAAAUAAAUCUCCUUACACUACAAAGCAAAAUGUUUCAGUGAAGGAGAGCAAGAUCGAUGAAAAUGCUAGUGAAGAUGAUAGUCACAAACCCAGUUCUACUACGGGACCAAACCUGUUCCUUGUAUCAAACAACUCUUCAAACUCAGAACAAAAUUUCAAUCACGACACUGCCUCAGAAGUCAAAUCAUCAAGUAUCGUGAGCGAAUCUAAAGAUUAUGAACAGGAAUCAAGUCCUCCUCAGCAAAAUUUAGAGAUUGAACCUGAAAAUUUAAAUCAAAUACAGAAGUUGAGAACAAGAAAAAGCUCAGUAAUUAACUCACCGGAUAAUGUUACUACCAAAGUAACAAACUCGACAAGAAAAAGAAAAAGAGAAGCAAUCAAUGGAAACAUUGAAAUCAAUACUGUCACAAAUAAAUCUCCUCCCACUACAAAGCAAAAUUUUUUAGUGAAGGAAAGCAAGAUUGAUGAAAAUGUUAGUGAAGAUGAUAGUCACAAACCCAGUUCUACUACGGGACCAAACCCGUUCCUUGUAUCAAACAACUCUCCAAACUCAGAACAAAAUUCAAAUCCAGACACUGCCUCAGAAGUCAAAUCAUCAAGUAUUGUGAAUGAAUCUAAAGAUCAUGAACAGGAAUCAAGUCCUAGUAACAUACCAAGUCUUCCAAAGCAAAAUUUAGAGAUUGAACCUGAAAAUUUAGCUCAAAAACAGAAGUUAAAAACAAGAAAAAGCUCAGUAAUCAACUCACCAGAUAGUGUUGAUACAAAAAUGGCAAACUCUAAAUCUGUGACAAACUCCAGGACAGGCAAAAGUAAAGGAGAAGAUAGCAAUGACAAUACUAAAAUCAAUACGGUUACAAAUAAAUCUCCUCCCACUUCAAAGCGGAACGUUUCAGUGAAGGAGAGCAAGAUUGAUGAGUCGAAUCAAAUGUCAGCAAAGAAAAUGAAAACUGGUUUAAGGUCUAAAAAAAAUCUGGCUGAAGGGAAAAUAUCCCACGAAUCUCUGCUAUACAAUCAGGCUGCUUUGGGUGGAAAAGAAAUAAGUGGUGAUAAUGUAAGUGUAACGAUAGAACCGCCAUCAAGUUCUACUUUAGAUGAUUCAGAGGCUACUGUGAAAGGAUUCAAUAAUAAUGCACUGUCCUCAAAAGACCAUAUAACAAUGAAUGGCGAAUUAAGUAAUUCAAACCAAGUCAAGUCUUUUUCUCCCAAAUCCAAAUCAUCCUCGGAAUGUUCGAUUUCUGCAACUAAUAAGUCUGAUGAAGCCUUACAAACUGCGUUAGAAGUGUCUUCACAUACAUUAAAUUCAUUGGGUGGUCUUCAAGAGGAACUCCAUCUGGAAACCUCCCAAAGAGACAUAUCCUCACAGAAGUGCAAUAAGACAGCAUGUGAUUCUGCCAAAUCUCCCCAAGUAUUUGUUAAAGAAAACGGGGACGGUAUUUGUAAAAAGCCUGAAUUUUGUGCUAGCUGCAAACUUUCCCUUUCUAAGCCUGAAUUUUGUGCUUGCUGUAAACGUUCACUUUCUUUAGAAACAACUGAAUCCGAACUUAAGGACCAAUCCAACAACCUGAACAGUGAUGGUAAAAGACAGACUUUGAUUUUAAAGUAUUUUGGACCUGUUGAAAAAGCCAAGGGACAACAAACCUCUUCAAGUGGGAUUUCCUUAAGAGGCAACAGACACUCGUUUAUGAAUUACACUUGCAAAAUUGAUUCUAAUACUAUCAAAGAUAUUGUUUCAAAAGAUCAUUGCCAGUCACCACAAAAUAAAAAUAAGAGGAAAAGAAAACAUCCAACGAGAAAAUCAACCAAAUUAAACACCUCAGGAAGAAAUGUUCCAACAGAGUCGGAAAUUCUCAAGAGUUCACCAGUGAAACCAUGUUCAGUAAUCUUAGUCAGAAUAUCUCCAGUCUCAAACAAUAAAACUGUUCUAAAGAGCGUUGAAAAAUCUCCAGCCUUGAAGAAAGUUAACACAAAUCCAUUCCAUAGUAAACUCACAUGCUGGGACUCAGAUGAGGAGGAGGAAUUUUUAGGAUUUGAUUGCGACGAAGAACCUCAUUUGCUUUUCUAUGGGUUUGAGUGAAUUCCAAGACGAGGUUUCAGAAGAGAAAACUACAUUCCUUAGCAAUAGUUACGCUUAUUGAUCAAGUAAUACAUAUUGUUGUUACUUACGUUGUUAGUAUUUUUGUGUGAAUCUCACAAUUUGCAAAGAAAACACAUGUUUAAACCCCAAACAAUAUGAGAUUUAUAGGUUCAAUUUCUCUAUAGGAAAUGAUCUUAAAGUUAUUAUUUAUAUAUUCAUGAAAGUGUUGAUAAAUAUAUAGACUGACAGUUCUAUCUAAAACUCUAUUUGGUAUUGAUUAUAUUUGACACAGACUGAUUGUUCUAGAUAUUUAAUCACGCUUUUACUAAACGACACCUGGGAAACAUUUGUAGUUAUGCCCUGAACAGUUUCUUUCCUUGAAAUAAAUUGUUAAGUAGUAUGUUAAGUAGCUAUUGUAUGUUUGCAUUUCUUACUAUGUUCACUUUUACUCAUAAUAUUAUUUAAUAUUUGAUUCAAAUUAAUUCUGGAAGUAGCCUAUUACCAAUAUUUAACAAGAAAAUGUCCCCUGAAACGUUAACGUUACAGUUAGUUAAGCACUGGUACAAAUAAUUAUUCCGAGAACACUUGCCUGAUUUUCCAUUUAAAUUGUUUGAACAAUACAAGUAAGUAGAUACAUAACAUGGAUAUUUUUAUUUUUAAUUUUUUUAACUUUAUUUAAUUUACAAUCUGUUCAAGUUGAACA
This is a messenger RNA of Macrosteles quadrilineatus (aster leafhopper), 4430 nucleotides long. RefSeq lists its product as uncharacterized. Gene Ontology annotation, biological process: negative regulation of gene expression via chromosomal CpG island methylation; protein ubiquitination. Gene Ontology annotation, molecular function: ubiquitin protein ligase activity. The record is from RefSeq and is a predicted model, not a curated record. The transcript has 7 exons. The coding region runs from base 398 to 3727 and encodes 1109 amino acids. NCBI's taxonomy places the organism in Eukaryota, Metazoa, Arthropoda, Insecta, Hemiptera, Cicadellidae.